This is a messenger RNA of Vigna radiata var. radiata (mung bean), 1567 nucleotides long. RefSeq names its product BAG-associated GRAM protein 1. The coding region runs from base 119 to 1306 and encodes 395 amino acids. The record is from RefSeq and is a predicted model, not a curated record. The transcript has 14 exons. NCBI's taxonomy places the organism in Eukaryota, Viridiplantae, Streptophyta, Magnoliopsida, Fabales, Fabaceae.
CAAGGUUUUUCUUUGUGAGGUGACACGUGGAGCGUAUGAUGAUGAUGAUGACGUGAUUUUCGGUUCACCAACUAACCAUGCAGCAGAGUCAACAGUGCAAUUCUGCGUAUCUUUGUUGAUGGAACAGCCUAAAGGGGAUUCUGAAACCAGUUCGGGAUACCAGAUAAUGGUAGAACUAUUCGCUGCUAAGGAUCUUGUUGGUACAAAAUUAAUAGGCAAUCCAGAUCCUUAUGCUGUCAUCACGUGUGGCGAUGACGAAAGCAGAUUCAGUUCCAUAAUCCAUGGUUCAAGAAAUCCAGUGUGGGGGGAGGAUUUCAAUUUUUAUGUUCACGAACUUCCCGUCCAGAUCAAUGUAGCAAUUUAUGAUUGGAAAAUCUGUUCUGUAAGUAUCCCUCUUGGUUCAGUGACUGUUCCAGUUGAAAGUGAAGGUUCAACUCCUGCAUGGUGGCAUACUUUGGGAAGUCCAUCAGGGCAGGUUACUUUUCGAAUAAAAACACAACCUUCUGGAAAUGGUUCGAGGAUAAAUGGUUAUGGAGGAGGCAACCCUCAAACAAGGAUGUCACCCCUGGAAACACACGGGCUCACUGUUGUCCAUAAAAAGUCUGGGCCUCUUCAAACUAUAUUUGGUCUUCAUCCAAACGAGGUUGUUGAUCAUGACCAUACUUGUGCACUAGAGACAUUAUUCUUGUACCAUGGUCAUAUGUAUAUCUCAGCAAGGCACAUUUGUUUCUAUUCCACUGUAUUUAAGGAAAUGAAGGUGGUUAUUCCAUUUGAAGAUAUAGACAUGAUUCAAACUAGUCAACAUGCACUGAUCAAUCCUGCGAUAACAAUUGUUCUUCGCCCGGGAGCUGGUGGACGUGGUGCCCCUCCUUUAAAAAGUCGUGAUGAUGAGAUUAAAAAUAAGCACUACAUUACCACAGAUGAUGAUGGCCUUUGUCAGAAUGUUUUAGCUGCAACAUAUAUGUUUGCAUCGUUUUGCAACAGGGAUCUUGUGCUAAAGGAUCUACAGCGUGCAAAAAAGAAGUUCAAUGAAAUCUUGGAAGUUAAGAAGGAAACUGCAGUGCCAGAGCUGUGUUCACAUAGCGGUUCUGUCAGAGGAAGUAAGAUACUGGAUAAGGCUCCUGUGGUAAGGCAUGCCAAAAGCCAGAAAGCUUCAACCUAUCAUCCAAUUAAUGAAGUUAUUCCUGGGGUAGCUGAGCUGUUUUCUAACUUGUUCAUUGAUGGUCCAAAUUUCACUGGAAAGAAUAAUUCAGCACGAAAGGACGCUAAUUUUGUGGUGUUUGAGAAAGUGCAACAGGCCACAUGACCCCUGGAUCCUACUCUGAGGUGGGGAAUGCUUUAGAUAUCUUAUCUAGAUAUUUCUCUUUUAAUGUUUGUGUUCCUGUAAGCUCAUUUGAAUCACUGAUUUUUAUUAUUCGUUAGUUUCAUAGGGUCACAUGAUAUGUGCAGUCCAAAAACUCGUAGUUAGGGACGAUAAUUUGGAUGAAUAUGAUAAAUUUUAUAUCUAAAAAUAAUGGAUGAAAUAAAAAAUCUUCCAUGUAAUCUUUCGUUUGUAAGAUAUCAUUUG